Messenger RNA from Exaiptasia diaphana, 437 nucleotides. RefSeq names its product chromatin accessibility complex protein 1. The transcript is spliced from 4 exons. The coding region runs from base 2 to 370 and encodes 122 amino acids. Gene Ontology annotation, cellular component: CHRAC; nucleus. The record is from RefSeq and is a predicted model, not a curated record. NCBI's taxonomy places the organism in Eukaryota, Metazoa, Cnidaria, Anthozoa, Actiniaria, Aiptasiidae. Gene Ontology annotation, molecular function: protein heterodimerization activity.
GAUGGCGGAAGAGCAAGGUGCUUCAGAGCGAGAAGGCAAACUAACUCAAAUAUCCUUAUCUAAGAUUAAAACAAUCAUGAGGAGCUCCCCAGAUUUAGCAAAUACAAGCCAGGAUUCAGUAUUCUUAAUAACAAGAGCAACGGAGUUGUUUGUGAGAUCGUUUACUCAAGCUGCUCUCAAGAAAGAAAAUGGUGCAAAACUUUUGUCAUACAAGUCUGUUGCCAAAUUAGUUGAUGAUGAAGAUAAUUUGCAGUUCUUGGCAGACAUUAUUCCUCCAAAAGUCCUAUACAAAGAUUAUCUGGCAUCUCUUAAAAAGAACAAUAACUCUGAAGCCAUAGAUAUAGACAGUUCAGACUCUGAUUCAGACUGACCUUCUCCAAAACACAUGUUUUUAAUACUUUUUUGUAAUUGCUCAAACUAUAAAUAGAUGAAAUACA